GAAGCGGCGGCCGGACGGAAAGGGAGCGCCGGAUCCUUCCGAGAACGAGCCUGACGGGAAGAGGCCCGGCCUGGCCUGGCGACCGACGCGCCAGUCGCUCGCGAAGCUGCGGCGGCAGUGUGCCAUUGUCUCCCGGAGGGCUGCUGCUGCCAUGAGGGCCGCCAGCCUGCGCUGCACCAGCACCGCCAGAGCAAAAUGUUGAAGCAGGUGCUGCUGCCUUUGGCAGUGGCCGUGGCGUGUGCCUUGAGCCUGAGCCUGGCCUGCAAUGAAGCCAUAUGUGCAUCCAUAGUGAGCAAGUGCAUGUUGACACAAUCGUGCAAGUGUGACAAACUCAACGUCACCUGCAACAGAGACUGUUUCUACUGCCUUGACUAUCUUUACACUGAAUGCUGCUCUUGUGUAGAGAUGUGCCCGCGACAAAAUGAAACCAUCUCUCUAAGUCAUAAGUCCAACAUCGAGGAUCUGCCAGACCCGACGCAUGGGUUAUUUGCCCUCCUUACAGAGGAAGCUGACCGUUCCUUGAGAUGGCGGUCUUACACAUUUCCUGUACAUGCAGCAUUGUACAGCCCUGUGCAUGACAAAGAUAUCAAGCUGAAAGCUGUGGUGUCAAAUGGGAAUACAUCAGAAGUAGUUGAAGAGGAGGAUGUACAGGUGAACUGCACUGUGGCAUUCAUGUCACAGUGCAUGUCACUGAACAAGUGCAGAGAGUCGUGCCUCUCCAUGGGAGCUUCAAGCUACAGGUGGUUCCACGAUGGUUGCUGCCAGUGUGUUGGAAGCAUGUGCAUCAAUUAUGGAAUUAAUGAAAGCAGGUGCCUCCAGUGUCCCUAUUCAAAGGAGCUGAUGGACUUUGAUGAUGAGCAAGAUGAAGAGGUACCUAUCGAGGACCCAGACAGGCACACCUACCAACAUGUUGACUACAGUGACAAUUCUUACAGUGCCAAGGAGAAGGCAAACAGAAACAAUGUGGUAGACACUUCUGCUGCCGACAACGCAAACUCUACGUGAGGACAGUGCCACCAUGCCAUCUGCACAUUGCUGGUGCAAUAUAACCGUGCCGGGAGUGCGUGCCAGUGGUGCCCGGGAUCCUGUAGUCAGUGUACAUAGACUGCCAAGUGUCUCUUUCAGGUUGCCAGCCUCUGCAAGCAAGCCUGCAGCAAUUUUGGGCCGCUCAACACUCAGACUGCAUCUCUACAAGGACAGUGCACGCGUAGUAGCCUAAUAUAUUGAACCUAGGGACCAAUUGUGUGUUGUACAGCAAACGCGUUCACUGAACACAGUGGAAUGCAUUCUCCGACAAACAGCAGCCCAACUGAGACGAAUGGACUGGAAAAAAAAAGCCAUCUUUAGUACUUUGGCAAAGUUCGUAAAGACUCAAAACCGAUCGUCUGUGCAAAGCUUUGAGCAUUGCCAGCUGGUGCAGUUUUCACAAGUCAACCGAUGCUUAUGGCUGUUCCCAUUGGCAUCGUUAGGCUUCGUCUGCAUGUUCCAAGUACAAUACUUUAAUGUGUGUAUGUAAGUGUGCAUGUGUGUGUGUGUGUGCAAGUGUAUGUGGAAGUGUGUGCAUGAAAUGUGUGUAUAUGUAAGAGUGUUUAGCUGUAAUGGCUGUUGUUGUGCUACAUCUCUGCUACCUGCAGGCAGGGGGGAACAAGGCUUUUAUAUGCUGUGACAUUGUUAUAUUUAUUUAGGAGAAAGACAGUCUGGACAGGCAGUGGUAGCAUAUACCUGCGAAACUUGCCACCCUGCUGCCAAAAACAACAACAAAAAAACAACAACAAAAGGGGCCUCAUUUGCAGACAUUACUGCAGAGCAGUGUGCUUGAGGGUCCUCUGCGACAGUCUUUGGGCAGAAUAAAUGUUCCAGUGACUCAUGACCAUUAAUCAUCUUUCACCGCCAUGCAGCAGAUUAGGUAGUCACACUCAGGGGGCAUCAAUCAGUACCAUACUUCUCACCUUUCUAACUUCAGACUGUUGUCUUACAGUAGGUUAAGUGCAGCAUGAAUGCCUCAUCAUUUGAAACUAUGCAACGCUGCAUCACUUUGUUUCACAUGUACAAAACACAGAUUCAUAAUUUGUGCUGAGUGUGCUUUGUAAGCAGUAUUUCGAAGAUGUUUUUUUUUCCCAAGGUCAUUGCAAAGCGCAUGAAAGAAACUGAAGCUCUGGUUGGUCAUGUAAAAGUAUGCUUGUUUCAUACCUCACAGUUCUUGUGUCAGCUUGUGAUGUUCUCCCGCAUGAGUCUUCACUGUCACGUGCCAUGAGCCCCAAACAAACACGUCUGAAUUUGCGUUUACAUCAUGCAUGCAUUCUUAAAGGGGUCAUGAAGCACCCCUUGGGCUUGUUGAAAAAACACACCCUGCGGAAAGCUGACACGGCUAUGAACUGCUCUGCAAAAUAUUACAGUCGUGCGCGCCGCGUAAAGGCCACAAGAGGAGCGCGAGGUUGCCGUUUCCUCAGGUGCCCUCUUUUCAAACAGAGGCCGGUUCUCACUUUCGUUGGUGGGCGGGGCGCCUGCACAUUGACGUCGCGGAUCUGCCAGUUUACGUCGCAAGAGACAUAGCUUGCUUAUUGGCCGAUAGCCGGAUGAGAUGUGCUUGCCACGGGGUGCCGCCACUUGCCCGCGCCGCACUCCUUAGUCUGCUAACUUUAUACGGUAGCCGCACUCGCGCAUAUCGAAUCACAGUGGGAGAGCGAUCGCGUUUCAUGACGCGCGCUGACGUAACUUCUUUCUCCCGUGCCAUCCCUCCCUGUCUAGCUUCCAGUGCGCUCGUCGGCACGAGAAAAGAGAGAAAGCGCUGAGAGCGUGCGCCAAACCCCCGUAACUCCGCUCCUUCUUGACGGAUUCGAGAAAUUUUUGUGGCAAUCGAUUCGGGAGGCAGUAAACUCCGAUACUGAGGUCAUUAGAUCAUUACUUGGAAAAGUGGUUCAUGACCCCUUUAAGGCAGCAGCCAGUAUUUCAGAAUGGCACUAAAAUUCAAUCUUUUCAGCAGCACUUGUGCUAGCCACUUUUUUUUUUUUGGGGGGGGGGGGGGGGCUUUACAUAUUUCAUGCUUUAAUUAGAUGCUGCGGUAUGUUAAAAAUUCAAACACAUCAAGUAAACAACUAUUGACAUCAUUAGUUUUAUUGGCUUCUGUUGUGGUACAAGCACACUAGUCUGAAAAGUUGCAGUACUGAUGGAGUUGCUUUCAUUCCAUCUUUGCAUUUUUUAUGUCAAAGCCCAGCAAAUCGUGCUUUUUGUGCAUUUUUUUCUGUUAUGCAAAACAGUUUUGUAAAUUUUGAUCUCCAUUAAAGAUAACCCUCAUGUUCCUUGAUAAUUUGUUUCACUAAUAUACUAGAAACAAAAAAGGAGACUGCACAUAUGUGCCAACGAAAUUGUUUUUACUCAGUGCAGCAACCAGUGUAGAUUUUGUUAUAUGAUGUGUAAUAAAAUUCUUGCAUAAUGAGCAAAA
Molecule: messenger RNA, 3442 nt
Organism: Rhipicephalus sanguineus (brown dog tick)
Lineage: Eukaryota; Metazoa; Arthropoda; Arachnida; Ixodida; Ixodidae
Product: twisted gastrulation protein homolog 1-A
Exons: 5
Coding region: 196-1005 (269 amino acids)
Biological process (GO): regulation of BMP signaling pathway
Source: RefSeq, a predicted model, not a curated record